This is a messenger RNA of Salmo salar (Atlantic salmon), 3397 nucleotides long. Its product is annotated as acyl-CoA desaturase. Gene Ontology annotation, cellular component: endoplasmic reticulum membrane. Gene Ontology annotation, biological process: response to fatty acid; unsaturated fatty acid biosynthetic process; monounsaturated fatty acid biosynthetic process. Gene Ontology annotation, molecular function: stearoyl-CoA 9-desaturase activity; iron ion binding; palmitoyl-CoA 9-desaturase activity. Lineage: Eukaryota; Metazoa; Chordata; Actinopteri; Salmoniformes; Salmonidae. The record is from RefSeq and is a predicted model, not a curated record.
UAAGGAGUGUGAAAUAAAGGGUGACUGUAAAAUUAUUUAUUUUUUUGACUUUUUCUGGAUGACUUUCAGCAUUUCAGUCAGGGGUUGUAAAACGUUAAACAUCAGAUAAUCAGGCAACCAAUGAAACUGUCAGGGUAGAGGUGGCGUCAAAUGCUCCUCGACCAAUUGGAGUCUUUAAAACGACGUCUGAACAAGAAACUCAGCAGCAGGCUUCGCUAGCACAGAUCUCAUCUCAACACGGCGUAUUAACUACAGACUCCCACAGCAGAAAUGACAGAGACGAGAAACCCCAACCAGCAACAAAACAGAGACGCUGUGGUGGCAGAAACGUCUACGAGAGAUGAUGUUUUUGAUGAUAGUUAUAAAGCAAAAGAGGGCCCUAAACCGCGGAUGAGACUGGUGUGGAGAAACGUCAUAUUAAUGGUUUUAUUACAUGCUGGAGCGCUUUACGGACUGAUGCUUGUGCCCUCCACCUCGGCCUUAACUCUGGCUUGGACUGUUGUGUGCUUCUUGCUCAGUGCCCUGGGUAUAACUGCGGGGGCCCACCGCCUCUGGAGUCACAAGUCCUACAAGGCCUCCACCCCUCUGCGAGUCUUCCUGGCCCUUGCCAACUCCAUGGCCUUCCAGAAUGACAUUUACGAGUGGGCGAGGGACCACCGGGUUCACCACAAGUACUCCGAGACGGACGCGGACCCCCACAAUGCACUGCGGGGCUUCUUCUUCGCUCACAUUGGCUGGCUGCUCGUCCGCAAGCACCCUGACGUGAUCGAGAAGGGCAUGAAGCUGGAGCUGACGGACCUGAAGGCAGAUAAAGUCGUCAUGUUCCAGAGAAAGUACUACAAGCUCUCUGUGGUUCUGCUGUGUUUCCUGGUGCCCAUGUGGGUGCCCUGGUACCUGUGGGGUGAGUCUCUGUGGGUGGGCUACUUCAUCCCAGUCCUCAUGCGGUACACCCUGGUGCUGAAUGCUACCUGGCUGGUCAACUCUGCAGCUCACAUGUGGGGCAACCGACCCUACGACCAUCACAUCAACCCCAGUGAGAACCGUUUCGUGGCCUUCAGUGCCAUCGGCGAGGGCUUCCACAACUACCACCACACCUUCCCCUUUGACUACGCCACCAGUGAGUUCGGCAUUAAGAUGAACAUCACCACUGCCUUCAUAGACCUCAUGUGCUUUCUGGGCCUGGCCAAGGACUGCAAGAGGGUGUCCCGCGACCUCGUCUCGGCCCGCGCCCAGCGAACAGGUGACGGCAGCCACAAGACUGGCUGAAUGUUGUCUCAAACCGUUACGGACUUGAUGCGACCGAUGCCAGAUACGAUAAAACAGGCUAAACCAAUGAAAGAAAGAAUGUAGCUGUAGUAAAUUGCAGUAUUGAUGAUCGGAGUUAGUAGUGCUGCAGUUAGUAGUGAUCAAACCAUGGUCCAUUGAUGUCUGCUUCUGUAUUAUGAGUUAAAAACCUAUACUUGAGUUCCUCAGACUAAUAUUGGCUUUAAAAUCGGUCCUAGACCUUUCAGUAAAGUUUUUUUUAUUAUUUUGUUUUUAAAUGAAUGAUGCGUGAGGUGACUAAGAAAAGUGAUCUAAUGGCCUGGCUAAGCGAGGUAUGUUAGCGCAGAGAUUUAAGAGUCUAAGUCACUAUUGGUGGAAAAAACCUGAAGUGUGUAUGGCGGAGAUGGACGCUGUAAUGCGUGACACUAUUACACCAACCAAACUACCUGCCUGUGCUAUCUGCACCAACAAUGAAGAUGGUAUAACAUUAACCUCUAAUUUAUUCAUGAGCUAUUAAUUAACCAUCUGUGGCACUUUUGAAAUUGUGAAAAGAAAAAAAAGUUUGAGGUUUCUUCACAUUUUAGGCUAAGUAGGUGAAAUUUUGUUUUGAUAAAGUGUCGAUUUCAAUUCGGGCUGAAUGAUCCUGACAUAUGGAUGCAAAUAUUUCUAUCAGUCACGCUUUGUUGACAUUCAUUCCCUAAGCAUGGAGUAGUUGAAAUUCUUUAAAAUCCUGGGGGAAGUCCACCUUUUGUCAAAAGUUUACAUUUACGUUUAAGAUUAAAUUUAAGUUUUAUAUUUAACAUUAUUUGCUUUUAUUAAGCCACCCUACUUCAGUCUUAUUUUACUAUAAGCUGCUGUGUUGAAACAGCCCUACUUACUUCUACAUCAACGUACUGUUGAGCUGUCAUUAUAUACCAGACCAUAUUCCAUAUAGGCUGGUGUAGAAGUGCAGUUAUGCGGCAGUGUUACAUAUUAUUGCACCAGUUGUCUCCUCCUGUCCAAGUUGCUCUUCACAGGAGAUUAUUUCCUCUUGUAGAAGAGGAUGAAGGAAGGUAUCAGAUCUCAAAUUGCACAUAUAUUCCCUGUAUAGUGCAAUACUUUUGACCAGGGCACAUUGUGGGCUCUGGUCAAAGGUAGCGCACUGUAUAUGGAAUCGGGUGCCAUUUGGGACAUAAGGUCUCUUCAUUUGUGUAUAACACGAUUUAUACCUCUGGAUAUUUUGUGGGGGCGACGGUGCCUGUGACUACAGUCGGAUGGUCGGACAGAAGCCUGGUUGGGUUUUUUCCAUCCUGCUUCAGACACUUCUGCACUGAAACGUAGUUAAAACGCAAACUCUGAUCAGUCUUUAUUAAACAAAAUAAUACUUGUUUGUAUUUAUUUUUUACUCUUACUGCAGCUGAAGUUAAAGAGUAAGGGACUUCUGUCUCCCUCCUCCAAUAGGACAAGGUGAAAGAGGCUUUGAGAGCAUUUGCAUACGUGUCGUCUCUCGGUAUCUUCAAUUAAAUUUAGUCGACUCUCGCCCAAGAUGCCUUAUGGAAGUAAUGUUACUUUGCACCCUUUGUAGACGUGGACAUGUCUAGAAAAAGAUGGAUGUGACGGGGGAGGGAAAGAACAAGCCAGGGGUUUAGUUAAUUUGGUUGUACAUCAAUUGUAAGUUAACACUAGGCGUGAGGGUGGGGGGGAAACUAUAGGAAUUCUACUGAGUACUGAGGGAAAAAAAUACAUUUUGAAUAUUUGCUUUGGAGCUGUGGUUGAGUUAUUUAAAGACUGUCUUAAUAUCUAUAUAGGAGAGAGCUGAAAGCACUCCUUUAACUCGAAAGUAAAAGGAAAGACCAUGUGCUUGGGAUAUUCUGUGAAGCAUCAGAUUCUGAGGGAUUAAGAAUAUAUUUUUGCAUAAUAGUUAAACAAAUGUGGUGUUUGGCUCUGAAGAAACAAGAUUCCAGAUUAGUUAUUAACUCAUGAAAUUGUAAUAUUUGUCACACUUUGGUCUACCUUUCUCAGUGCAAUUAUUUUGUGCAGUGUUAACUUCUUGAAGUCUGAAUGCCUUAAAAAAAAAACUGCAGCAUUUUUUUUCUAAGAAUGUUCUACCCACUAUGUACCGUAAAUAAACCACAUUUUCUACAUGUUGAAAGUA